Molecule: messenger RNA, 237 nt
Organism: Fusarium tjaetaba
Lineage: Eukaryota; Fungi; Ascomycota; Sordariomycetes; Hypocreales; Nectriaceae
Exons: 3
Coding region: 1-237 (78 amino acids)
Source: RefSeq, a predicted model, not a curated record
AUGGGUAUCAAGAACAAGGCCUACAAGGGCCUGGACUUUACGGUGUACCCCAUCACUGAGAAGAAUAUCGUAACUGGGCACUGCGCGGUCGCUUGGGAAAAGCUCGUGGGCAACGGGUUCAAGCUACAUGUAACAUUUAUUCGCAGCUAUAAGACCAUCAACUCGCAGUCAAUAUUUUCAGCCGUCAAGGGCGAAUGGCCCGAGGAUCUGGAAACAGCAGACCGCCAGCGCAACUAA